GGAUAUUGUGCAUUCACCACAUUUGAAACUGAAGCAGGCAAAAGAUGUCCGGUGGCUGUCCCAUCAUGCUGCUGUAGAUGCACUGAGGAAAACACUACCUGCAGUUAUCAUGAGUCUAGAGAGGGAGGCCUCGGAAAGACAUGAGGCUGUGGCCCUUGGGUUGGCAACUUUUGCCAAGACGUAUGAUUUUGUUGCCACACUCUUGAUGUUGUGUGAUGUUCUCCCACUGCUUGCCAGAUUGUCCAAAAUAUUUCAGGCAAGUUUUAAUUUCCCCUUUUUUUUUUUAGACGUGAGCGGCUCAGGCAAAAGUAGGCUUUUGUGCCCCGCCCCCAAACAUCGAUGGCACACUAGCAUCACUAAAAAGCUCCAAGACAGUGAGGGAGGACAAUAUCUUCACACAACUGACCAGGUCAUCGACGAUUUGAGAGAACAGAAAAUCAUCAUCAAGACAGGGGACAGGGAGAAGUUCAUGAAACAGAUCUUCAAGAAGUAUUUGGCCAAAGUGAUUGAAAACAUUGAGCAGCGAUUCCCAGAUAACCACAUCCUGAAAGCGUUCAAUGUUUUCAAUCCAGCUGAUGUGGACCUGCAACAAUACCUGGAACUGGAGACCCUGUGCGACAGGUUCAGCAUUGACUUUGAGGGAGCAAGAGUCGAGUAUGAUGUUUUAAUUAACCUCAUGCACCAGGAAUACUUGACUCUAACUCCCUCUGAAAUGAUGCAGACCAUCACUUCAAGGCUGGGAGACAUCAUGCCAUUGAUGGCUAAACUAGCAGCAGUUGCUCUGGUGUUGCCAGUUUCCACUGCAGGUAGACCUAACUUUUAACAAUCUUUG
This is a messenger RNA of Patiria miniata (bat star), 832 nucleotides long. RefSeq lists its product as uncharacterized. Bases 110 to 823 code for a protein of 237 amino acids. The transcript is spliced from 4 exons. Lineage: Eukaryota; Metazoa; Echinodermata; Asteroidea; Valvatida; Asterinidae. The record is from RefSeq and is a predicted model, not a curated record.